AUGGAGAAAAUCUUGCUCAAAAUUAGGGAUUUAUGGCGACACCCGACUUACCCCAAGAAAUCUGGAAAAUGCAGAUGCUUAGCGAAAACAUGGCAAAUUCUGCUCUCCUCCCCUCAGUUCAUCAAAUCUCACCUCAUCCGCAGCCCCCCUCAAGAAAAUCUCAUUCUCAUAGCCCCCUCCGGCUCAGUCCACUCCGCCGCCGCCGUUGACGGCGCUGUCUCAAGCAAGCUCCAAUCGCCGCAAAACAUCACAGAGUUUGCCGGAUCUUGUGAUGGAUUAGUAUUGCUGGUUGACGACGAAGAUCGGAAGCUUCUAGUUAAUCCCAUCACUCUGCAGCUGAUCGAAAUAACCGAUUCACCGCUUGCUUUGACCAAAGGUGAGAGCUUUAGCAUGUAUGGAUUAGGGCAUGAUGCGAUCAGCGACGAUUACAAAAUUGUGGCGCUUUCGUAUUGGGACACCGACAACGAGUAUAAUCCGGAUUGCGCCGAUACAUUUGUUGACGUGUAUUCUGUUGGGAGUGGCGUUUGGAGAAGAGCUGAUAAUUCGCCUUACGAUCACGCCGUUCCUCAUCUUGAUUGCGGGGCCUUUGUGAGUGGCAAGAUUCAUUGGCUGGCGAGUAGCCGGGAAGAGGGCUAUGCCUCUGUAAUUGCUGGUUUCGAUUUGGCACGAGAGGUGUUCGACGAAAUGCCUGCUCCAAAAGAUGUUGAUGUGGAGAAGCUGGUGUUUUAUAAGCUCGUGGUUCUUGGUGGUUGCCUUUGUUUGGUUGAUGCUCUGAGAGAUAUAACGCGUGUUUGGGUUAUGAAAGAGUAUGGUGUGGGAGAAUCUUGGAGGAGAUUCAGCAUUGAGGGAGAGUGUGAAUUUGAUGUGAUUAAGCCUCUGUGUUUUGAUGGAGAUGAGGAGGUUGUGUUGGUGACUGAGGGGGAGAGUUUGGUGGUUUACAAUGCGAAGGGGAAGUCGUUUAGGGAGAUGGUUGUUGAUGGAGUUCCGGCUGUGUUUGUGGACGGAGGUGUCUUUCUUCACAGCCUCGUCUCGCCUGCUUGACACGAGGGGGAAUGUAAAUACGUGAUUUCAUUCGACAAAGUGAUGAAUCCACUGUAAAUCUUUUGCUUGGUUGUAUCUGUUGCUCAUGUCUAUCGUUAAUAGAUUAAUGCAGUGUAUGGAAUGGACAAAUUGCUAUAGUGAACUGCAGUAGUCUUGUUGUUGCACUUAGAAAACAAACAUCCCAAUCUUGAUCAGUGUCUGUUUCACUUUGGUUUCUGACAUAUUUGUCAUUAGAUAUCAAAUUGAAUAUUUUUUUCUUUAAUGCAAUUAAUUAAUACU
Messenger RNA from Salvia hispanica, 1320 nucleotides. Its product is annotated as F-box/kelch-repeat protein At3g06240-like. The record is from RefSeq and is a predicted model, not a curated record. NCBI's taxonomy places the organism in Eukaryota, Viridiplantae, Streptophyta, Magnoliopsida, Lamiales, Lamiaceae. Gene Ontology annotation, molecular function: protein binding.